Messenger RNA from Aspergillus puulaauensis, 1062 nucleotides. It is a transcript of the gene GPB1, whose product is annotated as WD40 repeat domain-containing protein. Gene Ontology annotation, cellular component: cytoplasm; heterotrimeric G-protein complex. The coding region runs from base 1 to 1062 and encodes 353 amino acids. The transcript is spliced from 5 exons. Gene Ontology annotation, molecular function: signaling receptor complex adaptor activity; protein binding. The record is from RefSeq and is a predicted model, not a curated record. Gene Ontology annotation, biological process: G protein-coupled receptor signaling pathway. NCBI's taxonomy places the organism in Eukaryota, Fungi, Ascomycota, Eurotiomycetes, Eurotiales, Aspergillaceae.
AUGGCAGCCGAUAUGAGCGGCGAACAGAUGCAGGCUAAAAUUACCGCCGCCAGGCGCGAAGCUGAAGGGCUGAAGGAUAAGAUCAGACGCCGCAAGGAUGACCUUGCCGACACAAACCUGCGUGAUGUCGCGCAGAACCAAACCGACCCCUUGCCUCGCAUUGGAAUGAAGCCUCGGCGAACGCUCAAAGGUCACUUGGCCAAGAUUUAUGCCAUGCACUGGUCAACCGACCGUCGCCAUCUCGUUUCCGCCUCGCAAGAUGGAAAGCUCAUCAUCUGGGAUGCAUACACCACGAACAAGGUACACGCUAUUCCGCUGAGAUCAUCAUGGGUCAUGACCUGCGCCUAUGCCCCCAGUGGAAACUAUGUUGCUUGCGGUGGUCUGGACAACAUUUGCUCCAUUUAUAACCUUUCCUCUCGAGAGGGCCCAACUCGUGUCGCGCGCGAACUCUCCGGCCAUUCGGGCUAUCUUUCCUGCUGCCGUUUCAUUAACGACCGUCGCAUCAUCACCUCUUCAGGCGAUAUGACUUGCAUGCUCUGGGAUAUCGAGUCUGGCUCCAAGGUCACCGAAUUUGCGGAUCACCUCGGCGACGUUAUGUCUAUCAGCAUCAACCCUACUAACCAGAACAUCUUCGUCUCGGGUGCCUGUGAUGCUUUCGCCAAGCUUUGGGAUAUCCGUACUGGAAAGGCCGUCCAGACUUUCGCUGGCCACGAAUCCGACAUUAACGCUAUCCAAUUCUUCCCAGACGGCAACGCUUUCGGCACGGGUUCUGAUGAUACAUCUUGCCGUCUUUUCGACAUUCGCGCAGACAGGUCGCUCAACAUCUACCAGAGCGACCAAAUAUUGUGCGGUAUUACGUCAGUUGGCUUCUCAGUUUCGGGAAGAUUACUUUUUGCUGGUUAUGAUGACUUUGAAUGCAAGGUUUGGGAUGUUCUCCGUGGAGACAAGGUUGGAUCUUUAAGUGGCCACGAGAACCGUGUCAGCUGUCUUGGUGUCAGCAAUGAUGGUAUCAGUCUCUGCACUGGGUCUUGGGACUCACUGCUCAAGGUCUGGGCCUGGUAA